Messenger RNA from Colletotrichum orchidophilum, 1080 nucleotides. Its product is annotated as alcohol dehydrogenase. Bases 1 to 1080 code for a protein of 359 amino acids. NCBI's taxonomy places the organism in Eukaryota, Fungi, Ascomycota, Sordariomycetes, Glomerellales, Glomerellaceae. Gene Ontology annotation, molecular function: oxidoreductase activity; zinc ion binding. The record is from RefSeq and is a predicted model, not a curated record. The transcript has 7 exons.
AUGGCGACUACCAAGGGCGGCGAAAGCACUCCCAACCGUGCGGUUGUGUACACGGAGCCCGGCACCACCCAGACGGAGGUCGUGGAAUUACCGAUCCCGGAGCCUGGUCCCGGAGAGGUUUUGGUUCGGCUACAAUACUCUGGCGUUUGUCACACUGAUUACGGCUUUUGCAUGAAUGCCUUCUCAUCGGUCCCAUUUCCCACACCGAAAGGUCAAGUUGGGGGCCAUGAGGGAGUUGGUGAAGUUGUUGCUGUUGGCACAGGUGUCAUAUCACCAGCAAUCGGCGACAGGGUUGGCAUCAAAUAUGCAGCGGACGCUUGUCUAAACUGCGAUCGAUGUCUCCAAGGCGGCGAAUCAUCAUGUGCGCAGGUAAAACUCUCUGGCUACUUCACCCCUGGCACAUUUCAGCAAUACUGUAUAUCAACGGCACGAUAUGUCACCCCGGUCCCCGCAGGCCUCGGUUCCGCCGAAGCUGCGCCCCUCAUGUGCGGCGGUCUCAGCGUCUACACGGCCCUCAAGCGCGCCGACGCCCGCCACGGCGACUGGGUGGUCAUCGUGGGAGGCGGCGGGGGUCUCGGUCACCUCGCCAUCCAGUACGCCCGCGCGAUUGGGUGCCGUAUCUUGGCUAUGGACCUCGGCGCCAAGGAGAAAUUCUGUCGCGACCUCGGGGCGACGGAGUUUGUCGAUUUCACGGCCUACCCGAACGAUCAAGACCUGACAGCGGCGAUCAAGACCAUCACGGGUGGAGGUGCGAAAAUCGUGCUCGUGUGCUCUUCUAACAAGAAGGCCUAUGUCCAAUCUCAAAGUUGGCUGGGUUUCCGGGGCAAGAUGGCCUGCCUGGGUGUUCCCGAGCACAGCAGCCCGGCCGUUGGGGAUGUCGAGCCCAUGCUCGCUAACGAGUUGACUAUUUUUGGUGUCAAGACUGGAAAUAGACUCGAAGCCAAGGAGUGUCUGGAGCUCGCAGCGCGAGGCAACAUCAAAACUCAGGUCCAAAUUCGGCGGAUGAGAAGCUUGACAAAGAUAUUCACCGACAUGGAGUCGGGGGCAAUUCAGGGGCGUGUAGUGCUUGAUUUGAACUAG